Spirodela intermedia is the source of this 9521-nucleotide messenger RNA. Lineage: Eukaryota; Viridiplantae; Streptophyta; Magnoliopsida; Alismatales; Araceae. The record is from the annotation of a GenBank genome assembly.
AUGAUCCUCUCCGCCCUGUUUACCGCGGUCGGCAUCAACCUCGGCCUGUGCAUCUUGUUCCUUGUGCUGUACUCGAUACUGAGGAAUCUGCCAGGGAAUGCGAGGGUCUAUGCACCCCGGCUGGUGGCGGAAGGGGAGGCUCAGCAGAGAGCCAGCUUUGACAUCGAGAGGCUCGUGCCGUCGGCUGGUUGGGUGAGAAGAGCAUGGAAGCUCUCCGAAGACGAGCUUCUGUCGGUAUCGGGGCUCGACGCCGUGAUCUUCAUGCGAAUCUUCGUGUUCAAGUAUCUUACCGUCCUUUUCCCCUGGUGUCUCGAUUCUAAUCCAUCAUGCGCUUAUCUCCAUCUCUGUUUCUUCAAACUAUUCGCUUCCUUAUCUAUUUUGAGCCAUCUCAAGGAUCGAGAAGUUGGUUCCAAUGCUCAGAAACUAGCGAAUCUAGAUUAUUUUGCUAUGAAGGAAUUAGUCGAAUGAGAUACUGACCAGCUGGUUCGGCUGGAUGGGUAGAUUGAUGACAAAACAGGACGGGGAAAUCGAAUGCUUGCUGUAAUAGUUGCUGAAUGAUUGGGUUUCUUUCUUGCCUCGUUCGUGUUGCGAAAGGCAGCAGCGGCGGCACCUAGCCCAGCGUUUGUGAGAUGAAAGUUUCAGGGCUACAGCUUUGAUAUAUACUACUUUUUCAAGAAAUCAAAUACGAUGUUCUUAUCAAAACAAAGAGACACGGGAUUGAAAUAGUUUCUGGGUUCAUCUACUACUUAUUCUGUGGGAACCCAAGAAAUCUGAAUCCCGUCUACUUAUGGAUGGUGAAGGGUCUGUUCAGUAUCCGAAGGCAAAGCAUUUUUAUUUUCUGCUUUCUGGGUAGUGGUUAUUUUCAGUCUGUGUCAUUUUUUUUGUUUUAUCUUGAUGCUUGCGCUAAUUGUAAAACGCCGUAUUUAAACUGUGAUCGUUGCACUCGGUGGACAGUUCAUUUUUGCAACUCUUUUUACUGGGGAAAUGUCGACAAUCCUUGUUGCGUCUCUUAUUCUUUUCUAUUUCUAUCUCUUAUCCUGAUUCGCACGAUAUUACCCUCUUAUGAUUUCAUGAUUGUUCACCUUAGUCGUUCUCUUUGCAGUUUGAAGGUAUUCUCAAUUGCUGGUGCGAUUGGUAUCUUUAUACUUCUUCCAAUAAAUUAUGAAGGGGACCAACUGCAUUCUAUUGACUUUGGCAAUCUUCCAAAUGAAUCGUUGGACAAGUUUACCAUUUCAAAUGUGAAGAAUGGUUCGAAUUGGUAUUUUCUUUGUUUCUUCUGACUUUCAAUGUCAUUUAAUAGUUACUUUUGAGUUACUUUUGAUAGUCAUUACGACGGAGUUUAUCUACAUGGUUCUUCUAUCAUGCUUAUUGUCUUCCUGGUUUCUCCGUUUAAAUAUACUUAUUGCUAAAAUUUUAAGAUUCAUCAUUUCUUGCGGAAACGAACAUGCCACCGCUGUAUAGAUCUCAAUGAAAAAAUAGAUAAUUCCAACCUUCUUUUGUCAGUUGAUUCAUGAACAACUAGGAUUAAAUUUUACUGAUACAGAAAAUUAAGUUUUGCCUACAAGUCAACAAUGUUCAUGCUUUUUCUGAAAUUUAAGCUUUUUUUGACAGGCUAUGGGCUCAUUUUUCCGCUGCAUAUGUCAUGACUGCUGUUGUUUGUUAUCUUCUUUAUUCGGUAAGUUCACAUCAUGCUACGAUUAUGUGUAUAUUUUUCUUGGUUUUAGGCCAGCGUUGCUUUUUUAUGGCCUUAUGCGUUAUUUUAGAGCACUAUAACCUUCCUUUCAGUAUUCUGUUCUCCUGCUGUAGCCAUCCACAAUUAUUCUGCACUUUUUUUACGACACAUGUUUUAGGUGGUUCAUGCCCUUAAGGAAGCGGUAUGGUGGUGAUUGGUUAAUGCGGUAGUGUAGGCGGUUUAUAAUAUUUAUUUCCACGUUCCUUAGUGUUUAACAAAUGGAAAUUUCAGUGUGAUUAUGACUAACACAGUUCUAUUCCAGGAAUACGAAUAUGUUUCCUCUAAGAGGCUUGCCUAUUUCGAUGCAUCCAAACCACAGCCACAUCAUUUCACCGUCCUUGUUCGUGGUAUUCCUAGAUGCACAGCAGGCAACUUCAGUGGGAGUGUUGAGAGCUUCUUCUCAGAAAUCCAUUCGUCGACGUACCUGACACACAUAAUGGUUCGUCAGACAAGCAAACUUCGACGCCUCGUUGUAAGAUAUUUCUUCCGUUUAAUGUUUUCUUGAAAUAUGUUUAUAUUUUUCUUGAUCCUUGUGUUCACUCUUAUUUUAUAUACUGUACGCUAGAAUAGCCUCAUAAUCAAUAAAAUAUGGGUUUUCUACACUCAUUACUGAUUGGCGUCGAGUUGGAUAACUCAAAACCUGGUAUUUGAGGCAAUGAUCACUCGUAUAUGUUGUGCAACUUUUUUCGUUAUCUACGUGAUGAAACCCAAAAGUUAGCUGGCACAUGAUAGGGCGAGUUGGAUCUGUAAUAUAUUAAAUAAUUAUAUAUAUAAUUAUAAAAGUGAUCAUAAUUUGGUAAUUUCCAAUUAAUUUGUAGAUAGCCUAGUACGUUAAAACCAUACGAUGUUGAGCAUCAAUCUUUUUACUUGUUUGCUUGUAGCAAAAGAAAAAUCACUUUCUCAUGAAUGACGGUCUUUUCCUCCCCUGCUUGUCGAGGCCUGACAUUCCAGUUUUGAACUUUCAUUUUGACUCCAUUUAGUCUCCAAAUUUCUCACAUCUAACUAGGUCUGACAACCUGUUUGCUAUUCUAAAUAACCACAUUUCUUUCUUCAGUUCUUUAAAGCAUCUGCCAUUCCCUCUUCCCUUAUUGACGAGUUGCUGAUUCCAGCCCUUCUUGUGAAUCUUCAGAAACUCUUUUGUUGUCUUUUUCUGCACUAGGAUCAUGGAUUCCAGCCAGUAUCCAUCUUUCCAUGGCCAGAAUUGUACAAGAGGCAUCACCACACUCUUCUAUUGAAUAUUUUAGCUAUUUUGAAUGUACAAAAUUGUUAAACAAAAAAGAGUAAACUCGAAAUCUUAUCUAGUAAAAUACCUGCCAAUGAGGAGAAACUGAACGAUAGGAAGGUAAAGCCCUUUCAUCUUAUCUGAUGCUAGUAUUGUGGAACUAUCGAAGAUUUAGAACUGAUGAACUGUAGGACCAUCAGCAUCCUAUGUCUUAGUCGUAGCAUAUGCUGUUAUGAUGGAGUCCUAAACAUUGCAAAAAAUAUGCAUAGAGUUUGGCCGUACUGUGGUUAGAAGUUUUUUUCCUUCAACGCUUUUGAAUUGAUAUUUUGGUUCUUGUUAUCUUUACUCUUUGCGGAACACAUUCUCGUGUGAAGGAUGAGACAAUUGAUUGACUGGCUGUUCGCAUUCUAUAAUCAAAUUUUCAAUAAUAAUGUUUUUCCUUACCUUUAGCUUCAUAUGGUGUGUCUUCCAGGUUGAUGCUGAGAAUAUGUAUAGGAGAUUGACACGCUUGAAGUCGCAACAGGAUGCACAACAACGGAAUAUGUGUCUUCCAGGCUUCCUUGGGCUAUUUAGACAAGAUGUGAAUUCUGUUGACAAAUAUGAAAAAAAGUUAGAGGAUUUGGAAGAAAAUUUGAGAAUCGAACAGUCAGAUGUUUCAUUAAUUGGCCAGGUGUUCACUACUAUAGUUUCAAUAAAUGUAGUUUUCAUAUCAAGUUUCUAUAUGAUGAUAUCUAUAAUGUCAAGGAAGUUUUUAAUUUUUGAUCUUUUUUCAGCAGUCCAUUAAAGGGCCUAAGUUUGAAUCGAUACUUUUGAAAUGUUUGAGGUCUAUGAAAAUUGGAUUUUUUAUUUUUUUUACGUCAAGGUACAGGUUCUUCCAUGUUUUUCUUCGAUCUAUUGUUUUCCCCCUUUCACUUGACUAGCCGACUGGCUUAUCUCAUCAUUAGCUUCCAAGAUUUUAUUGCUGCAUUUUAGUUAUUUUUUCUUCUAUUCUGCUGCCUUUAUAUUUGAUGGUGUAAAAAUUAAUCUAUUAACUAGAACAUUGCGUCCAUCACACUAAGGCUUCAGUUUGUUUAUUUAUGUUAAUUCUGUUUUUAUGUUUUGUAUUCAAGUUGUUUAUUUGGAGUGAUCAUUAUGGCUUAGAUUUGUGCGAUUACAUUUUUUUCUUUUCUAUGAUAGGAAGUGCCUGCUGCCUUUGUUUGCUUCAGAUCUCGUUAUAGUGCUGCAAUGGCUAUUCAUAUCCAACAAUCAGUAAACCCAAUACAAUGGGUCACGGAGCAGGCACCUGAGCCACGCGAUGUAUACUGGCCUUUCUUUUCUACAUCAUUUUUGAGAAGAUGGAUUUCCAAGUUGGUGGUCUUCAUAGCAUCAGUUGUCCUCACCAUUAUCUUCCUCAUUCCAGUGGCCUUUGUUCAGGGACUAGCCAAUCUGGAUAAGUUAGAGAUAUUGUUUCCUUUCUUGACAUCAAUCCUUACUAUGUAUGUAAUCACUGCUUCUUCUUACCAUGUAUUUAAUUUCUCUUUCUUUUUCCGAAAUUGGCAUUUUAAUUGAAUGAUUAAGACCUUUGAUUGAAAAAAAAUUUAAGGUUGUUCGGAUUUUCUUCCUUAAAAAGUUCCCAUCUGUUCUUAUUCACUCCUUCCCUGUCCAUGCGAUAUAUAAUUAGAAUGUGCAAUUUAGAUUCAAUUCAAAUCUUGCAUGAAUAUACCAGAGGAGAAGAAAUCGGAAAUCAACCUGAAGUCAGUUGACUAUCAAAGAAAGUUGGGUGUUCUCAGAGAAUUUCAACCUGAUCGAAACCAGUAUAGGAGAAGACUAGAAAGGAAGGGAAAGGAAGAGGAAGGAAUAUAAUGAAAAUUAAAAAAUAAUGAAAACCUUUUUUCUUAUCCCAAUAUGUAGAUCUACUCCUCAACUCGAUAGAGAGUCUGAGUUAAAUUAUCCUUAAUUGAGUCAAGAGUCCUAUUUUUGUCCCUAAGUAGGCUUCAUGUUUGAGACCUUCAUGCAAUCAAAUAUACUAGAGUCCAAGUGAGAGAUACAUCUUACAUCGUUGUAGUUAAAUUGAGAAACUGUCAGGUUUAGGCCUUUCUACAUCGCUCUUGUUGUUAAUAAAACUUUUUAGUUUAUGCUUCUAACAUGUGAUUUUAAUUGCAGUUCAACGUUUAGGGUUUUUGUCAUGAUCAAUUUCAGAGAUAUAAUAUAUUGUCUGAUACUUAAAUCUUUUUAAUAAUGCUUAGUAGUAAAGACGAAGUAGGGUGAAAUUCAUUAUCAUAGAGAGAAAUAGAUGGUGCCACUCUGUGAGUGACCUGGGAAGAAAGAAGCACAUCCAACUCUAAGAGAUCUGUAUGCUCGGUUAAAUUUGUGGCUCAGAGUGCAGAUGGCCCAGGGGCAGAUUAUCAACAUAGUGAAUCACAUCACGUUUAGGUUUGGGGAUCAUGAAUCUAGUAGUUUCACGUGCUGCCGUACCAGCACUGAGUCAGCACGUAGCAUGUAUAUUGUUGAAAUAGACAUUAUUUCUUUUUGGUUACAUGUUAUCUGUUGUACUUAUAUGGCCAUUCAAUUCAAAAUUAAUUCCCAAUCAAUACGGUGGGCCUAUCUUUAUAGCGUGCCAUCUCAUGUGUAUGUGGGGGGUCCAUUAUAUCUUCAAAAGUAACCAUUGGCUCUGAUACCGUGCUAAAACUAUUGAGACAUUCGACUGAAAAGCAAAUGUUCAUGAGUGGAGUAAACCUAUCUUCAUGAUUUUAACACACUCUUUUAAAAUAUUUGUAGUUUUUCUACUUUAAAAGUACUUUCAUUUUCAUUUUAUGCAAAAUAAUGGGAUGUGGUACAUUGAUCUUUAUUCGUUUAUUUACAACGCCUUCUUGGACUGAUAUUUGGUCAAGCAUCAGUCUUUCCCGUUUUGGCGCACUUUGCAUGUUUGCAUGUGUUUCAUAUCAUUUGGAGCAUUUGGACAUUUUUGUCAUUUGAAUGAAUCUCCGAUAAUUUAAAAUCUUGUGUGUUCUUAAAUUUUUUUUUCCGAUUUUAGUAUGUUCUUCCGGAGGCAUAAUUAAGUGUUUCAAUUUAAACUCAUCCUGUUUACUCAUCUGUCUGCAGAACAUUCGUUAGCCAAGUAAUUACAGGGUAUCUUCCGAGUCUCAUUCUUCACUUGUUCUUGACACUCGUUCCUCCUGUCAUGAAGGUGUUUUCAACCAUGCAAGGAUAUAUUUCGCAUAGUGAGAUAGAGAAAAGUGCUUGCAGUAAAAUGAUUUUGUUUACCAUAUGGAAUGCCUUUUUUGCAAUUGUGCUAAGUGGUUCAGUUGCUAGCCAAGCAGAAAUAUUCCUUGAUCCUAAGCAUAUACCAGAGAGGCUGGCAGUUGCAGUUCCUGCUCAGGUGAGAGUACAUUCUUGUCAGAUAGAGUGUUAUCUAUGCUUUCUGAAUCUUUAUACUGACACCUUGAUACCAGGGAGAAGAUCCUGACAUUCAUUUCUUUUAUUUUGCUUUUCAGUGAUUUUUGGACAAGUUGAUAGCGUAAUGAUAGACCUUUUUUUCAUAUUUCGUUUAUUUGGGUUUCAACCCUUUAUUUUUUUGCUGUCAGAAGACAUAUUUGCUUACUCUGGACGGUUAAAAUCUUAGCUGUUUCUUUUAAGCUGAAGAUGAAACAUGUAGUCUAUGACUUUUCCGGUAGCUGUAAGUGAGGUUAGUAAACAGGUAGUAUCCUUUCAGUGUUCUUACGAAGCAUUUGAAGAAGACAAAAAAAUGACCACUAAUGAAUCAAAUGACUGGUGUAAAUAAAGACAUUAGGCAGGGUAAUUAUGAAUGGAUGAGAACAUACCUUUUUGGUCUUGUGGAUAAUCCUUUUGGUCAAAAGACAUCAAUUAUAAAGUUGUGUAGCCUCACGAGAACUUGAGGAUUAAGAAGUGACUUUUUGCUGGACCACCCUUGUUUUAUAGAUCUUAUGCUUUUCUGAAAUCAAUUAUUCGCAAGUCACCAUACAUAGUUCAUUUACAAAUGUUUUUUAUAAAAACAAUAUUUUGGAUGCCUAGGGUUCAUGUUGAGACUUCUCAACCAGGGUAUAUGGAUUUUAUUCUGGAGCAGAAAUGUUAAAAUUGUCUAUGAAAGUUUGUGAAAUUGGUUCUACUCUGCUCUACGCAUUUAAAUCACAGGGUUUUUCCCCCUUAGAGUUGGAUUCUUCAACAUGUUUGAGCUUGUCAUGGAUGACUAUUAAUUAUUUGUCAACUGCGGAAUUUUAGUUAAUGAUAGGUCUGUAUGCGCUGUUUUAUAACUCUUACGGUAAGUAAAUGUUUGUAUUUCAUUUCAUUGCAAGUUGACCUUCUCCAGUUAAGCAGAAAGUAUAUAUUUUAUAAUCGAGAGAAUAACCUCUUUUAUUUUCUUUUUAGGCCACAUUUUUCAUAACCUAUGUUAUGACAUCUGGGUGGACAAAUCUAUCGUCAGAAGUUACUAGGAUGAAACCUCUUGUUGGCGAUUUCAUAGAACGGCAUUUCUCCAAAUGUUGUGGAGGAGAGUUUACCGUGCCAUCACUUCCUUAUCACCGUCAAAUUCCAGCUAUUCUCUUCUUUGGACUCCUUGGUAUCGCCUACUUUUUAUUGGCACCUCUGAUUCUGCCAUUCUUAAUGGUUUAUUUCUUUCUUGGAUUCAUUGUUUAUCGUAAUCAGGUGAGUUUCCCUUUUUUAGUAGGGACUGUAUAUUUACCCUCACAUUGCCUUCUCUGCGCCAGUUUUAUUUACUUCUUAUUGAACUGAACCCGUUGCUCAUUCUGUGUUCAGUUUUCCUAAAAAUGAACGUUUUACGUGAUUUAAAACUUCUACCAGCAGAAUAUCUACAGAAAGAUGCGAAAACACAUAUAGGAGAAUGUUUGUAUCUCCCAAUUCAAUAUUUCCAUACGUUCCAGUACUUUACUUUCAUUGAAUCUUCGAAGGAAUCCUCGGGCAUGUGUUGGCUGAUUGUUGUAAUUAUGCGAUUUAAACCUUGUAAAAUUUUAAACUUGCAGUCAUACCCCAUAAUUUUCUUAGAUUUAAUUCCUUCUUGGUUACUAUUUAUUUUCUUUGAUUACAUAUUUUGAGAGAGAAACAUUGUAAAGGAAGUUGCAGAAAUUUUGCUAUAUAUAUUUGGUUGCUCUAUACAUCAGAGGAAAACAAUAAAAACAUGGAAAAAUAUAAGUUGAAUUCCAGCUCCAAAGCAGUGUUACGGUGUAGUCUAAAUCGUUAUGACAUUGUGCUUUAUUUCACAGAUGCAUUCUAACUUGUGGCAGUAUUUUAAUAGAUACUCAAUGUGUAUGUGCCAAAAUAUGAAACCGCUGGAAAAUUCUGGCCGAUGGUGCAUAAUUCAUCAAUAUUUGCCUUAGUAUUGAUGCAAUUGAUUGCAAUUGGCAUAUUUGGGCUGAAGAAGCUUCCUACCGCUUCAACCUUGACUGUGCCUCUUCCUGUUCUCACGCUUCUGUUCAAUGAGUAUUGCAGAAAACGCUUCCUGCCCAAUUUCUAUGUAUACUCAGCCGAGGUGUGUUAAAUUAUAUUCCAUUAAAUCCUCUAUUUCAUUUUCUCAUUUUUAUAUUGUGUACUGCGUAUGGCUUUUUCUUUCAAAAACUCCUUUCUUUUGGUGUAUUCUUUAGCUGAUGGAAAACAUUUUAUGAUCGUUGAUUUGAUUGGUUCUUCCUUCAGAUUUUAUCUUCUGUGGACUUUGGAUUCGACAUGCAUACACACAUGCACACAUACAUACAUACAUACAUACAUACAUACAUACAUACAUAUAUAUACACAGAGAGAGAGUGGUAUGCAUAAACAUGUUUACCCAAGUUCCAUUUCCCAUGAAAGAUGCUGUUAUAUGCAUGCUGUUGCUGAAUAGCAUCUGCCAAAUCUCUCUUGCGACAAAUGCUCUAUGAACUGGUGAUUCAAGUCAUUCACAUCGGGUGAUGUGUUGAUACCGUAUGUAUGAGGAGAUAGCUGUUCACUUGUAGAACCCAUCCGUGCCAAAUUCAUUGCAAUAAUAUUCCCUGCCAUUAAGUGAUAUGUUUGUGAGAAGGCCAAGUAGGCCUUCUACAUGUCGAGCCUCUUUCUUCCGAAUGUUUCUUUUGACGAACCCACCCUUUACUCUGCUCCUUGCUGCUAUCUAAUGGCGUUCCUUCCUAUCCUUGCUAGGUCAUCUUGUGGAAGUGAGUUGUAUAUUAUCCCGUUCAUUUAUCCAUUAAUAAUUUCAUUCUUGUUUCAAGCACAUUUUAUCUAUUAUCUAAAGCAUGGCAUGUUUCAAUCAUUCUACAAUGCAAAGCACUGUUUGUUUCUAUGGACAAUAUGCGCUGUGAAUCAUCUAUUUUCCUCUCUCUCUCUCUCUCUCUCUCUCUCUCUCUCUCUCUCUCUCUCUCUCUCUCUCUCUCUCUCUCUCUCUACCAUGUUGAUUAGGUUUAUUGUUCUUGCCUGUUUCAGAGUUUGAUAAAGAAAGAUAGAGAGGAACAGAAUGACCCAGCAAUGCCCGGUUUCCUAAGUAAUCUUGCAAGUGCAUACCGCGACCCUGCAAUGGAGCCAGUCCGGCGCACAGAGGAAGCUGAACAAGGGCUUUCUACCCCGUUUCUCUCUUCAGGAGGUGCUUGA